AUGGCCAUUGCAUCCUUAUCAGAUCAUAAUCAAUGGCGGCUAGAGGAGGACGAGGACGAGGAUUCGCUUUUAUUGUCUUCUUCGGAUUCUCCUGUCAGUUCCUGCCUUUUUUGUUCAGCAACCGCUUCUGUGCAUCUCGUUGUUGCUACUUUAUUAGCUGAGGUGUGGGUGCUUGCCUGUUUGUCUCAGAUGGAUAGAAACGCCUUGCGCCGAAAAAAAUAUGCAGAAAUGGAACCUGCCAAGAAAGCUGCAUUUUUACGUUCUCUGCGAGAGGCUAGAGCCGAGAAGAAAAAACAAAAACUUACUCUCUCUCGCGUUCAAAACAUUCCGCCUACUUGUGUGGUAUCUGCUGUUAGUUUCUCGUAUGGUCAUGAUAGACCUUCUGGUAGUGAUGAUCGAACUCGUUUGGUUUCUGGUGGCCUGGAACAACGAGAUUGCUUGGUUCCAGUUGAUAGUGUUAUUACAGCCGGUGGAGAGUUGCGCUGCAUUCCUCCUGAUGUAUCUAACUUUCUCAAUGAUGAUACUUCACCAUGUUCUUCUAAAAAAAAAAAAAAAACCUCCGUGUCUACACCGUCUCUUAAUGAAGAGACCUCUUCUUUUCCAAGAAGGCAAUUUAACCAGCCUACAGCGAACUCUGCUCGCCAGGGAAGGAAAAAUAAUAGGAAUACUUCUCUUGAUCUGCCAUCUAGACUUUCUACACGUACCAAGAAACGUAGUAGUUCUUCCGCUCCGAGAACAGAGAAUGCAGGGAGAAAGCGGAGGCGUGGUCAGCCACAGCUUUCGCUCAUAAACAAGAUUCCUAAUGUGUCUUUGCCUUUGCCUGAUGCUCCUCAUUGUGACCAUUGUGGAGCAAAAAGAUUCCAUUUGGAACCUCCUAAUUUUUGCUGCUCUGGAGGAGAAAUUUCUGUUGUCGCUCCUCCUAUGCCUUAUGAUUUGAAGCGCUUGUUCAUUGGUAGCGAUGAGGAAAGCUUCCAUUUUAGAAAUAAUGCUCGCACUUACAACAAUAACUUAGGCUUCACAUCAUUUGCUGCUAAAUAUGAUUCUGAACUAACAAAGAACACAAAAGGUGUUUACACUUUUCGUGUUCAGGGUCAAGUUUAUCAUUUUCUUAAUGGCCUUAUUCAGUCAGACAAUAGACCAUCCGGCAUUCAGAUGUACUUCUUUGACACUGAUGAAGAAUUAGCAAAGAGGAUUGCUGCCUCUGAUAAGUUGCGAGAAAGCACAUUAAGACUCCUUAUGCGCAUUCUUAGUGACAAUCCUUAUGCUAGGUUCUUCAAAAAUCUUAGGCAUGUUCCAAACAUUGACAGCCUGAACAUUGUACUUAAUUGUUAUCCCACCCUUGAUCAGCGAGUCUAUAACCUUCCUUGUGCGUCCCAAGUUGCAGCGAUAUGGACUGAAAAUCAAGAUGAAACAGGCCAUACGGGAGCUCACAUUCAGGUUUAUACGCAUUCAAAUAGCAGCUAUAGAAUUAGACAUUACUAUGGUUGCUAUGACCCAUUGCAAUACCCUAUUCUGUUUCCCCGAGGUGAAUGCGGAUGGCACCCUGGAAUUAAAAGAACUCGAAAAAGAAAGAGAAAAGAGGACUCCUGUGAGGAAAAUAUUGAUAUUCAUCCUUCUUCGAUUGAUUCCGCAUCAGCUUUAAUAAAUCGUGAACAAAGAGCUGCUGAUCGUGCAAAAACUGAAGAAGACACGGUGUCAGCUAGAGAAUACUAUUGUUACAGAUUUCAGAUCAGGGACGAUGAUCAAUCAAUGUUGUUACACUCACUUAGAUUGCUGCAACAAUAUGCAGUAGAUGCUUAUGUUAAGAUUGAGACGUCUAGGCUUGAUUUUCAUCGAAACCGACAAAACAACAUUCGUUCAGAGGUUCUUCAAGGAGUUCUGGACAGUAUUUCUAUAGGCCAGACCAGUGCUUCUAAAGUUGGUCGUAGAACGAUAUUACCGGCUUCGUUUAUAGGUGGCCCGAGGGACAUGAGACGACGCUAUCUUGAUGCAAUGUCCCUUGUGCAAAAGUAUGGAAAACCAGACAUUUUUCUUACUAUGACCUGCAACCCAGCGUGGAAGGAAAUUCAGGAUAAUUUACAGUACCACGAAAAACCUCAAGAUAGACCGGAUCUUCUAGCUAGAGUCUUUAGAGCCAAAUUUGAAUUGCUUAAAUCUGAAGUUUUGAACAAGCAAAUCUUUGGAGAAGUUGCAGCAUGCGUCUAUGUGAUUGAGUUCCAAAAACGUGGCUUCCCACAUGCGCAUUUGCUGUUAAUUUUGAAGCCUGAAUACAAGCUCCUAAAUCCAGAGUCAUAUGAUAGAGUGGUCUGUGCUGAAAUACCUGAUCGUUCUAAGCAUCCUCAUCUAUAUUCCCUUGUUAUAAAGCAUAUGAUUCAUGGCCCUUGUGGUGCUAUGGAUAAAACUUGUCCUUGUAUGAAAGAUGGUCAUUGUAAAAGUCGCUAUCCAAAGAGUUUUUGUGUCCAAACGAGUCAUGCUGAAGAUAGUUAUCCGCAGUAUAGAAGGAGGGAUGAUGGGAGAAAAAUAAAAGUCCGAAGGCAUACUCUCGAUAACAGAUGGGUCGUGUCUUAUAGUCCCUAUCUGUUAGCUACAUUUGACUGCCAUAUGAAUGUAGAAAUUUGCUCGACUGUUAAAUUGGUGAAGUACAUGUAUAAGUAUGUUUUCAAAGGACAUGACUCAAUCAGCUUUAAGAUCGUCUCGCAGCAUGCUCCUGAUGACACUGAUGAAAUAAAGGAAUUUCAGCAAGGUAGAUGGAUUUCACCCCCUGAGGCAUUCUGGCGCAUUUUUGAAUUCCGCUUAAGUGAAAUAACUCCAGCGGUCUAUACUCUUCAGAUCCAUCUGCCGGACCAACAGUUUGUUUCUUUCAACAAAAAUUCAGACCUGUUGCAAUUAUUGAGAAAGGUUGAUUUUUCCAAAACCAUGUUGACUGAAUUUUUUCAUAUGAACACAACAAAUGUGGUUGCACAGAAUCUUAGAUGUCUUUACAGGGAUUUCCCUCAAUUUUUUGUUUGGUCUCCUAAAUAUAAGAAGUGGACUGAAAGGAAGCGUCGAAAAGUUAUAGGUAGAAUGGUUACUGUUAGUCCAGCAGAUGGAGAAAGAUACUACCUGAGACUUCUUCUAAAUCAUGUUCAUGGUCCAACUUCCUUUGAUGACAUUUUGACGGUUGCUAAUCAAAAGUUGAAUUCCUUUAGGGAAGCUGCUCUAGCUUUAGGCCUUUUGCAAUCCGAUACUUAUAUAGAGGAUACACUUCAGGAAGCUGCGACCUUCCAGAUGCCGUCUUCCUUAAGAUUGCUAUUUGCCACUUUGCUUGUUCAUUGUUCUCCAGUAAAUCCUCGGUUGCUCUGGGAAAAAUUCUGCCAUGAACUCUCUGCAGAUUAUCAGCACCAAUACUCAUUUUCUACCCUUGCUUCUUCAGAGAUCACCACAAGAGUCCUACAAGACAUUAACAGCUCGUUGGAGCAGAUGGGAAAGAAAAUUACUGAUUACCAAUUACCUUUGAAUGAUUUCGAUUCCCCUUCUCAUGAACGAUUGACAAAGGAGAUCGAAAAUGAAAGAGGUUUACAUGUUACUUCAGAGGAUCUGUUACUCUCUUUCAAAUUAAACUGUGAACAGAAAAAUGCUUAUGACUUGAUUCUUACUGCAUGUUUUUCUCCUCACGGUGAAGCUUUCUUUAUUGAUGGCCCAGGAGGCACUGGCAAAACUUUCUUAUAUCGAUCACUACUUGCUACAUUAAGAUCGCGGGGUUACAUUGCCAUUGCUGUAGCCACUUCUGGCAUUGCAGCAUCUAUUCUUCCUGGAGGAAGAACAGCACACUCAAGAUUUAAGAUACCAUUAGACUUUUCAAAGAAUAAAACUUGCCAACUCAGCAAACAAAGUAGUGUUGCCAAGUUGCUUUUAGAGUGUAAACUUAUCCUUUGGGACGAAGCAUCGAUGGCUAAGCGAGAGACUAUUGAAGCAUUUGACGAUCUGCUUAAAGACAUAAUGGAUUCUGAUUUGUCUUUUGGAGGAAAAGUUAUAGUUUUUGGUGGAGAUUUUCGGCAAACUUUGCCAGUUAUUGAGCGAGCAACAAAGCAAGUCCUCAUAGAAUCAAGCUUUCCUAACUCUGUUCUCUGGUCUCAAUUACACAAGCUGAAACUCAGUCAAAAUAUGAGAGCCAUGUUAGAUCCUGCUUUUUCUGAGUUCUUAUUAAGAGUAGGCGAGGGAAGAGAACUCGUAGAUGCAAACGGCGAAAUCACUUUAUCACCUGAUAUAGUUAUUCCAUAUUAUGAUAAAGAACAAUCUUUAAACAGGUUAGUUGAAAGUGUUUUUCCAGAUUUGGAGCUAUAUUCUAGAGAUCCUUAUAGGAUGAUAAAUAGAUGCAUCCUUGCUCCAAAAAAUAGCUCAGUUGAUGAGCUCAAUGAGCUAUUGAUAAACAAAUUUCCUGGAAAUGUUCAUGUUUAUAUCAGUUCAGAUCGUACUGUGGAGCAACGACACCAAGGCGACUAUGAAGAUUUUCUAAAUUCUCAAAAUCCGAAAGGGCUUCCUCCUCAUAAGUUGCUGCUAAAAAAAAACUGUCCUAUUAUGCUUUUAAGGAAUUUAAAUCCUAAUGAAGGAUUGUGUAAUGGCACAAGGUUGAUAUGUAGAGAACUUAGCUUGAAUAUCAUUUCUGCAGAAAUUGUGUUUGGCACUCAUGCAGGGAAAAAAGUCUUCAUCCCAAAAAUACCUCUUCAGACCUCUGACAAUGAAAGGAAUGGGAUUCCGUUCAUAAGAACUCAAUUUCCUGUCCGCCUUUGUUUUGCAUUAACUAUUAAUAAAGCACAAGGACAAACUCUAGACUAUGUUGGCCUUUACUUGCGUGAACCUGUUUUCUCCCACGGGCAACUAUACGUCGCACUUUCUAGAGCUAGAACUGCUGCUGAACUUAAGGUUCUUCUUGUUCCUGGAACGUUUGAUGAGAAAAAGAUUGACUGCAAAACUAGGAAUGUUGUCUUUAAUGAAAUUUUCCAUUUGACUCAGCAAAUGACUAACUUACUGCCUAUCCGAGAUAUUGUCCCUUUCAUGAAGAAUUGGAGUUGCAUCAUCACUGUUCAAGAAAAACAGCAAAUCACUGACUCGAAGGGAACACCAACAAAGAAGCAAAAAUUUAUCUUCUAUGAUGCAGAGGGAUCAAAAGUCGAAGCAAUAAUCUUCAAUGCUGAUAUUGCUAAAAUGAGUCCACUCUUACGUGUUUAUAGAAAGUACAAGAUCACAAAUGCUGAAGUCAAACCUAUCCCAGCAAAAUUUCAGACAGCUGAGCUUACUAUCCAAUGGGUGAUCAGCACUAAAACUGUCAUUGAAGAUAUAAAUGAUGAUGCUAAUGAAAUCAUGCCCGUGAAAUUCAGCUAUACAAAAUUUACUGAUUUGAUGCAUUAUAUGGAUGACAGAAAUAAAUCAGUUGAUGUGCUAGGAGUUGUGAUUGCUGCUCUAGACAGGAAGACAUUAAAUAGAAACUCAAAAGAAUCAAACGUUCAAAAAUUUGUCCUUCUUGAUGAACAAUCACAGACUGUAUUGCUGUCUUUAUGGGAUGAUUUUCUUGCUAAUGAAGGACAGGAACUACUGUCUAACCUUCACAGCUAUCCUGUCAUUAUUGCACGGAGAAUUAAAGUGAAUAAUUACAAUGGAGUUGCAUUGGGUACUUGGUUUGAUUCUGUCAUACUUGUUGAUCCGCCUAUACAGGAAGCAAGGGAGCUAAAGAACUGGGCACUCAGAAAUUCUAAAAUAAUUGCAGAUGUUCUUGACAAAAGAGAUUACAUGAAGUAUAACCCUACAAUUUCUCUCAAAGUUGAUCAAAAAGCUACCUUGAUUUGUAAUGUUAAUCCUUCACAGAAGACAACUUGGGUGAGGGCACGCUUCUACUUUGAACACAUAUUCCAAAAAUACUG
This is a messenger RNA of Coffea eugenioides, 5897 nucleotides long. RefSeq lists its product as uncharacterized. The annotation marks the transcript as partial. The transcript has 15 exons. Gene Ontology annotation, molecular function: DNA helicase activity. The record is from RefSeq and is a predicted model, not a curated record. NCBI's taxonomy places the organism in Eukaryota, Viridiplantae, Streptophyta, Magnoliopsida, Gentianales, Rubiaceae. Gene Ontology annotation, biological process: telomere maintenance; DNA repair.